UAAAACGGGACGAGAAAUUUCUUGUUGUUGAUUUUUCUCAUUUAUUUUGUAAGAAUAUUCGUCGUCAAAAUGUUUAAAAAAGGAAAAACGAACAAAAUUCCUCCACGGAAGCUUCAACCACCGAAAAAAGAAGAAACUCAGCGUAAAUUCAAAGAUAUUCCGCUCGAUUCUGACUUUGCGCUUCCUCCAAAUUCAAUUCCAACCAACUUACCGAUGGAUGUGGUGACAAAUCUCGAGAGCAUUCCGACCGUCAGUUACGUUCAAACGCAUCCGUCGUUCCAAAUAUUCAUCACUGACGCCCAUUCGCCGACCAAAUUUUGGUUCAUCAACGCCAACGAUGCCCCAAAAUCGAACGCCUUCAUGGACGAGAUGCACACUUACUACCGGCAACUGCAAGAAAACAAAGACGACACGUACCGAAUGUCAGCAAAGGACGCAAUCGAAGGAAGGCUUUGCGUCGCUCUUUUCGACUUUGUCUGGCAUCGCGCGAUCAUCGUUCGGGCUCCCAUCAAGAACAAAGUUCAAGUCAUGCAUUUGGAUUACGGGACAAUUUCAACCGCAUCCAUCGACGAAAUUCAAUUUUUGACAGAAAAAUUCGCAAAAAUGCCGUAUUUGUUGAUGCGAGGACGUUUAGCGCUCGUUGCGCCGCGAUCGGAUCACUGGGCACGCGAAUAUCAAAACGACGCCACGGAAAAAUUCAUCGAUUUGGUGUUCUCGAAGAAGUUAUAUGCGAUUUUGUAUGCCCAAGAAGAAGAUGAAAAUGUGUCUCACCUGAUUUUGUAUGAGAAACCCAUCGAAUGCGGUGUCGAUAACACAAGUAUCAAUGAGCAACUCGCUUUGGCGACAGAUUGUCGACUUUUCACAAGCACUUCCGAAGAAUGGCCUUGCAUCGAUGAACUUUACCCGACAUUCGACAUGCUCGAAAAUCAUAAAUUUCCAACGUACACGCAACUUGUCAAAGCCACAAAGCCGGAAAUUUACUGGCGACAUGAAAAAACGGCGGCAUUUUACAGCGAAAGUCACAAAAGUUACAAACGCAAAUGGCGAACUGUUUAUUCGAACCCAUUCGACGAUUGCUUUGCUGAAACGGGAAAUAUCGUCGAGAUGCGGUGCAAAACUUUGGAAGAAGUGAUUGCGUCGAUGACUGAAACAGAAAUAGACGAGAAACCGCAUUUCAGUAAAAACACAAAUCCCUUUUUGGAGGAAAGUGACGUUGAAACGUUUGAAUGGACUUCGGACUCGAACACGGAAGAUGGGAAAAAAUUUCAAAACAAAAGCAUGAGUUCCUAUUUUGAAGAAUCUGAAACGGAAAUGGGCUCGAAAAUAUUUCCGAACAAAACGAAUCCGUUCUUGGAUGAGAGUUUUGUAGAAGAUUUCUUCGAACAUUCCGUCACAAAUCCGUUUCUAGAAGAAAUUGAAUUAGAAAGAUUUAGAAUUUGAGAGAUGACCUUGAAAAAGUUUUCCGUUUGACAAAAAGUAAGAUUUGUAAAUAUUUUUCUCUAUUAAUUAUUAUUGAAAGUAAUUGUAAAAGUAAUUAAAUGAUAUUCAGACUAAACAGCGUUUAUUUUAAAUUUUUGAUAGGCAAAAAAUAGUA
Molecule: messenger RNA, 1594 nt
Organism: Culicoides brevitarsis
Lineage: Eukaryota; Metazoa; Arthropoda; Insecta; Diptera; Ceratopogonidae
Exons: 1
Coding region: 70-1440 (456 amino acids)
Source: RefSeq, a predicted model, not a curated record